This is a messenger RNA of Endocarpon pusillum Z07020, 1416 nucleotides long. RefSeq lists its product as uncharacterized. Bases 1 to 1416 code for a protein of 471 amino acids. The transcript is spliced from 3 exons. Lineage: Eukaryota; Fungi; Ascomycota; Eurotiomycetes; Verrucariales; Verrucariaceae. The record is from RefSeq and is a predicted model, not a curated record. Gene Ontology annotation, molecular function: FAD binding; monooxygenase activity.
AUGAAGAUUGUCAUUAUUGGUGCAGGCAUCAGCGGAAUCUCAACCUACCUCUUUCUUAAAAAACACCUUCCCAAUCCAGCUUCGCCUGCCGAGCCCCAUCAGUUGAUUAUUUAUGAAGGCCACGAAGCAAACAAAGAGCUGAAAAGACAGUUGUACUCGAAAGACGCAACGGAGCAAACCACCAACACAAUUGCCAUUGGUGGCGGACUGGGAUUGGGCCCUAAUGGUCUCAAAUGUCUCGAACGUCUCGACGAAGCCUUGUUCCAUGAUGUUGUCCGAUCUGGCCAUACUAUCACGCAGUGGAGAAUGUCUUGUGCGCGAGGCUGGGAGCUAGCUUCCAUUGGCAUUCAGACCGAAGAAGAUCCUCCUACCAACUCUGUAAUGAUUGGUAGGCAGGCUUUGUGGCAUUGCAUGCGGCAGUACGUCCCAGACAUCGCCAUUGUACACAAGAAGAUAUCCAAAGUUGUGGCAGCUGCUGGACAACGGCCGAUGGUAUCUUUCGAUGACGGCGCCGCAGACAUUGAAUGUGAUAUGGUUCUAGGAUGCGACGGGCUUCGAAGUAUUGUGAGGAAGUCGAUGUUCCACAAUGAAGGGGAUGAAUCCUCCGAGAAGUAUCCUCCACAUUACGAAGGACUCGUAGGCGUGGGUGGAUUCAUUCCGUCUUCCUACCUUCGGGAUAACGGAGUAAAGAAUGGGGAGAAGGGUAUUGUUUUCGGUGCCAAUGGUUUCUUUGGGUACGGAUACAAUACAACAUCUCCGGAAGGCCAAAGUAGGAACCUGCCGCAUGAGACCUGCGACCCUGGGGAUGAAGCCAAUUGGUGGUCCACUUACUACCUUGACGAGUGCCCCGACUGGCGGUCAAUAGAUUCUGAGGACGCCAAGCGACAGCUGAUUGCACGUCACUCUAGCUGGAAGAAUCCUGUCAUUCAGAAGAUCAUCAAGAACGUGAAAAUCGAUUCGUUGUACCCGACAUGGACCACCCCUGGGCUGCCGACUUGGGAACGAGCCGGUCUUGUGCUUAUUGGAGAUGCUGCAGAUGCCCUUCAUCCCUCAUCAGGCCAAGGUGCCAACCAAGCUCUGGAAGAUAGCGAGUGCUUCGCACUUCUUCUCGCGCACCACCUCAAAGCCACCUACUUGAAACCUGAGCGAUCCCAGCAAGAAACUGAGCGGCUCGCUGGAGAACAAGCUGCGAAAAAUUAUUCCAACAUGAGGAUUCCCCGAAUCGAGAAAAUACAUCAAAGAUCCGCGGCCCUAGGGGACUUUAAGAAGCCAAAGAACUUGGUGCAAGAAAUGCUGAUGUAUUUGUUCAUAUGGUCUAUGAAGUUCUUCCGAGUCGAUACACAUACACGUGAACUCACCAACUAUGAUGUUCCAUCCGAGGUGGGAAAGAUGCUGGCGGCGUCUCGGGGAAAAUAG